Xenopus laevis (African clawed frog) is the source of this 2791-nucleotide messenger RNA. It is a transcript of the gene fkbp9.S, whose product is annotated as FKBP prolyl isomerase 9 S homeolog. The record is from RefSeq and is marked predicted. Gene Ontology annotation, molecular function: isomerase activity; peptidyl-prolyl cis-trans isomerase activity; calcium ion binding. NCBI's taxonomy places the organism in Eukaryota, Metazoa, Chordata, Amphibia, Anura, Pipidae. Gene Ontology annotation, cellular component: endoplasmic reticulum.
GCUUGGGUUAAUAUCGGCACAAGGCAAGGAAGUCAGCAGCCUCCAUUACUACUGUGGGCACAAGCGCUGCUAGGACUGGGUAUUGCCUGGCACUGAGCACAAUAGAUUAGAUAGAUAAAAGCAGCAGCAGAGCCAGUGCCUCUAAAAUAUCCCCCUGCUCUGUUUUUAAUUUCCCCCCACACUCACAUCAAGGGCUCUAAAUUGAAUCCCGUCCUGCUGAGCCCGUUGCCUACACCCCUUGCCGUUGCCCCUGCUGUUGUGCCAUGGCUUUUAAAAAGAGAGCGAGUCCAUCAACCUUCGCCAGUUCCGUUCUGGGAAGCCGCUGGCCAGUUCUGGCCCUUCAGGCCAUUUUCCUUGUGAGCUUCGUCACUUGCAAUGAUGCCCCACCGGUGCCUGACGACCAACUGCAGAUAGAGAAGCGCUCGGUGCCGGAUACCUGCCAGCGACAUGUCACAGAGGGAGACUUUGUGAGGUACCACUACCACGGAACCUUCCCCAAUGGGACUAAGUUUGACUCCAGUUACGACCGGGGCUCCACAUAUAAUGUAUUUGUGGGUAAGGGCCAAAUUAUAGCCGGGAUGGACAAAGCCCUGCUGGGGAUGUGUGUCAAUGAAAGACGAUUUGUAAAGAUCCCAUCCAGUCUUGCCUAUGGGAGCAAGGGAGUAGCGAACGUGAUCCCCCCAGACGCCAUUCUGCAUUUCGAUGUCCUGUUGCUGGAUAUCUGGAAUCCCACAGACACGGUUCAGGUGGAGACAUAUUAUAAACCAGACAACUGCUCUCGUAAAGUCGAAGUGUCCGACUUCAUCCGUUACCAUUACAAUGGGAGCCUGAUGGACGGCACCUUGUUUGACUCCAGUCACAAUCGAAUGCGAACCUACGACACGUACGUGGGAAUCGGCUGGCUCAUCCCUGGCAUGGAUACCGGUCUCUUGGGAAUGUGCGUUGGGGAAAAGCGACUGAUCACAGUUCCGCCGUUUCUUGGAUAUGGUCAAGAUGGUGAUGGUAAGGAUAUCCCUUCCCAGGCCUCCUUGCUAUUUGACGUGGUCUUAUUAGAUUUGCACAACCCCAAAGAUGGCAUCAGCGUGGAGACUCACUAUGUGCCCACAGACUGUGAGAGGAGAACUCAAGUUGGGGACUUCAUCAGAUAUCACUACAAUGGAUCCCUGUUGGACGGCACCUUCUUUGACUCCAGCUAUUCCCGCAAGCGCACGUAUGAUACCUACAUCGGAAAGGGGUAUGUGAUCGCCGGCAUGGAUGAAGGCUUACUUGGCCUUUGCACCGGAGAAAAGAAGACGGUGAUUAUUCCACCACAUCUCGGUUAUGGUGAAGAAGGGAGAGGGAAAAUCCCUGGGUCAGCCGUGUUGGUGUUUGAUAUCCACGUCAUUGACUUCCACAAUCCUCAGGACACUGUCAGCAUCGUCCCCCUGUUUAAACCCAACAACUGCUCCAUACUGAGCAAGAAGGGAGACUACCUAAAGUACCACUAUAAUGCCACUCUCAUGGACGGCACUGUGCUGGAUUCAACGCAUCAAUAUGGCAAAACGUAUAACAUUGUGCUGGGAUCAGGCCAAGUAGUAAUGGGGAUGGAUAUCGGCCUGCAGGACAUGUGUAUUGGAGAGAAACGGAACGUUAUUAUUCCUCCACACCUGGGCUACGGGGAGGCUGGAGUGGAGGGAGAAGUGCCUGGGAGUGCCGUUUUGGUCUUUGACAUUGAGCUUUUAGACUUGAUACCUGGACUUCCUGAUGGGUAUAUGUUUAUUUGGAAUGGGGAGAUAUCUUCCAGCCUUUUUGAAGAUAUUGACAAAGAUAAAAACGGGGAGAUCAUCUUGGAUGAGUUCUCUGAAUAUAUUCAUGUCCAGGUUACGGCUGGAAAAGGAAAACUAGCACCGGGGUUUGAUGCCAGCAAGAUUAUAGAGAACAUGUUUACUAACCAAGACCGAAAUCAAGAUGGCAAGAUCACAGAAGAGGAGUUCAAAUUGAAAGAACAAGAAGACAAAGAGAUACACGAUGAACUGUAAUAAAUUGUAGUGGAUUAUCUGAAAGGAUGUGAAUGGACUAUGGGAAAGAGAAUCUAGUGUACCAGUGCUUGUUUAUUGGAUUGAUUUUAAUGAAUUUUCACACUUGAAAAAAAAAAAGUCAGAAUAUGUUCCUCAGGGGAGGAGCUAAUUCAAUAUAUUUGCCAUAGACUGAAGGUAUCCAAGGUAAAGAAAGUAAAGAAUUGAUAUGAGCUUCUCCAUCCUAAUACCCUUUACUUCUCCUUGAUGGUCUCAGUAACAGUUAGUAAUUGGAUUAACAUUUGGGGGAAAAAAAGACAGACAGUGUUCCUUGGGGGUGUAACCAAUUUAGAAGGCGUCCAAAGAAAACAAACAUUAAUAUAUAAAUGUAUCUACCAUUCCUGCUGUUAUCUGAUAAUACAUGACCUUUUGCAAAAGUGCACAGCUGCUUAUUGGUUAGCAAAUCUAUAGUGCAAUGUUGGGGUCCUGAGUUCAAUUCCAAUCUGGGAGUCUGCAUUUUAUUCCCUUUGUCUGUGUUGGUUUUCACACUCAAAAAACAUACAGGCAGGUUAAUUGAUUACUGAUAAAAUUGUCUAUUUAGAACGUGAUAGGGAUCUUAGAUUGUAAGCUCCUCUAGUACAGAGACUGAGGUGAAUGAUGGACAAUCUCUAUUGUGCAGUAUAAAUGUGUUGGCACUUCAUAGACGGAGGAUGAUGAUGAUAAUGGAAAGUAAAUGACAUACAGAUUGUUUUAACCUGUACAUAUUUCAAUAAACAAGUCGGACAUUGCUAUUUUAA